Phacochoerus africanus (Common warthog) is the source of this 4280-nucleotide messenger RNA. RefSeq names its product XRCC1 N-terminal domain containing 1, N-terminal like (gene XNDC1N). Gene Ontology annotation, cellular component: cation channel complex; nucleus; membrane. Gene Ontology annotation, biological process: calcium ion transmembrane transport; regulation of cytosolic calcium ion concentration; single strand break repair. The transcript is spliced from 23 exons. The record is from RefSeq and is a predicted model, not a curated record. Bases 401 to 4201 code for a protein of 1266 amino acids. NCBI's taxonomy places the organism in Eukaryota, Metazoa, Chordata, Mammalia, Artiodactyla, Suidae. Gene Ontology annotation, molecular function: damaged DNA binding; inositol 1,4,5 trisphosphate binding; store-operated calcium channel activity.
GUUUAAAUUUUGCUCUCUAGACAGGAGAUUUGUAGUGAAAUAUACAUAAACCACACGGAGGUAUUUUACUGGUUGUAGCAUAUGCCUCCUCCCCUCGGCGGGACUCGUUUUCCAGAAACUGCGGCUUCUUGAGGCCCCAGAACGAAUUUCCGGGCGCAAGAGGUGGAAGAGUGGUGCUGGGGGUCAGGAGGCGGAGGUCAGAGGACAAAAUUGGCGGGAGAAUGGGUUCGUGGUCCACGAUCUGAAGCAGCUGCGGCUCUUCGAGGUCCAUUAUCCCGGGAGUAACUGAGGACUCCUUCUCUUCGGAAAGCUGACAGGACCAAAACGUAGGCGUUGCCAAAGCGGUGACAGAAGAAAUCUCAGGAGAAAGCAUCUUGCCUUGGCAGCUGCUGAGCCCGCCAUGGCUCCUGUGAAGAUUAGCCACGUGGUGUCAUUUUCAUCUCAGGAUCCCAAAUAUCCGGUGGCGAACUUGCUGAACCCAGACAGUCAGAGGGGACCUUGGCUCAGCUGCCCUCGGGACAAGAGUGGACAACUGAAAGUGGAGCUUCAGCUAGAGAGGGCAGUGCCCAUCGGCUACAUUGACGUGGGUAACUGUGGCUGUGCUUUCCUGCAGAUUGAUGUGGGUCGUUCGUCCUGGUCCCUGGACAGGCCUUUUGUCACCCUGCUCCCUGCAACCAUGCUGAUGUCCCUGGCUGACUCAAAGCAGGGGAAAAACCGCUCGGGGGUCCGCAUGUUUAAAGAUGACGACUUCUUGGCUCCGGCCUCAGGCGAGUCAUGGGAUCGACUUCGCCUGACCUGCUCCCAGCCCUUCACGCGUCACCAGUCCUUCGGCCUGGCCUUCCUGCGGGUGUGCUCCUCUCUGGACUCCUCGGGCGACCCUGCGGUGGGGCCCUCGGGCCCUGUGAACGCGGGGCCGAGCCAGGGCUCUUCCGAUGCGCAGGAGCCUGGUCCCAGCCCCUGGCUGGCUAAUCCUUCCAUCCGGAGGACGUUCUUCCCAGAUCCUCAAACGAGCACCAGGGAGAUUUCGGAGCUCAGGAGCAUCCUACAGCAGCUGCAGCCGGGGACGCUGGGCCGUUCCGCCUGCAUGGUGCUUUCUGCUGCCCGCAAGGCACCUCCAGCCCGUGUGGCAGACCCACACACCCGCCAAGAAGAACCAGGUCCCAGGCAUCGAGGCAGUGCAGAGUCCAGACCGGAGGAGCAAAACUCAGGGAAUGACGCGGGCAGGACGAAGAGGCGCAAAGUGCAGGCCCGCAGGCCUGUGUCCAGCUCGAACCCUCAGGCACAGCGGAAGGAGCCAGCAAAGGCAGGCCGGAGAGAACGCCGUCCACCCCGGGCCCGAAGCAGCGGUGCCCAGGAGAGGGGACAGUGCCCCAUUUGCACAGGCUCCUUCAGCCUGGAGGUGCUCCCCCAGCACGCCGCCACUUGUGGGGAGACCGCCUCUCCCUCGUCGUCACCGUCUGCCUCACCAGCGGAACUCUGGGUCCAGUGCGCCAGCCUGCCACCCCACCCCCUCUGCUUCCUCAUCCAGCCUCCGCCUAACUGGCCCGAGAUUGUGAACAGAAAGCUCCAGUUCCCACCUCCACUGCUGGGUGCCAUCCAGGAGGGGCGGCUGGGCCUGGUGCAGCAGCUGCUGGAGUCGGGGGCAGAGGCCCCGGGGGGCGGGCCAGGCGGGCCCCCGUGGAACGUGGAGGAGGCCGAGGACCGCUCCUGGAGGGAGGCCCUCAAUCUGGCCAUCCGCCUGGGCCACGAGGCCAUCACCGACGUGCUGUUGGCCAAUGUCAAGUUCGACUUCCGGCAGAUCCACGAGGCCCUGCUCGUGGCGGUGGACACGAACCAGCCGGCCGUGGUGCGCCGCCUGCUGGCCCGGCUGGAACGCGAGAAGGGCCGCAAGGUGGACACCAGGUCUUUCUCGCUGGCGUUCUUUGACUCCUCGAUCGAUGGCUCCCGCUUCGCCCCGGGGGUCACCCCGCUCACCCUGGCCUGCCAGAAGGACCUGUAUGAGAUCGCACAGCUGCUCAUGGACCAGGGCCACACCAUCGCCCGGCCCCACCCGGUCUCCUGUGCCUGCCUCGAGUGCAGCAACGCCCGCCGCUACGACCUCCUCAAGUUCUCCCUGUCGCGUAUCAACACCUACCGCGGCAUCGCCAGCCGCGCCCACCUCUCACUGGCCAGCGAGGAUGCCCUGCUGGCCGCCUUCCAGCUCAGCCGCGAGCUCAGGUGCCUUGCCCGCAAGGAGCCCGAGUUUAAGCCCGAGUACAUCGCCCUGGAGUCGCUGAGCCAGGACUACGGCUUCGAACUGCUGGGCAUGUGCCGGAACCAGAGCGAGGUCACGGCGGUGCUCAAUGACCUGGGCACGGACAGCGGGGCGGAGCCCGAGGCCGAGGGCCUGGGCCAGGCCUUUGAGGAGGGCAUCCCCAACCUGGCGAGGCUGCGACUGGCCGUCAACUACAACCAGAAGCGGUUUGUAGCGCACCCCAUCUGCCAGCAAGUCCUGUCCUCCAUCUGGUGCGGGAACCUGGCCGGCUGGCGCGGGAGCACCAUCGUCUGGAAGCUCUUCGUGGCCUUGCUCAUCUUCCUCGCCAUGCCCUUCCUCUGCCUUGGCUACUGGCUGGCGCCGAAGUCCCGGCUGGGCCGCCUGCUGAAGAUCCCCGUGCUGAAGUUCCUGCUGCACUCGGCCUCCUACCUGUGGUUCCUCCUCUUCCUGCUGGGAGAGUCCCUGGCCAUGGAGACGCAGCUCAGUACCUUCCACGGCCGCAGCCGGAGCGUCUGGGAGACUUCACUACACAUGGUUUGGGUCACAGGCUUCCUGUGGUUCGAGUGCAAGGAAGUGUGGAUCGAGGGCCUGCGCAGUUACCUCCUGGACUGGUGGAACUUCCUGGACAUGGUCAUCCUGUCCCUGUACCUGGCGGCCUUCGCUCUGCGCCUCCUCCUGGCCGGGCUGGCCCAUGUGCACUGCAAGGACGCGCCAGACGGGGCCGCCUGCCGCUACUUCACCACGGCCGAGCGGAGCGAGUGGCGCACGGAGGACCCCCAGUUCUUGGCCGAGGUGCUCUUCGCUGUCACCAGCAUGCUCAGCUUCACCCGCCUGGCCUACAUCCUGCCGGCCCACGAGUCGCUGGGCACCCUGCAGAUUUCCAUCGGCAGGAUGAUUGACGACAUGAUCCGGUUCAUGUUCAUCCUCAUGAUCAUCCUGACAGCCUUCCUCUGCGGCCUCAACAACAUCUACGUGCCCUACCAGGAGACAGAGCGGCUGGGCAAGUUCAACGAGACCUUGCAGUUUCUGUUCUGGACCAUGUUGGGCAUGGAGGAGCGCAGCGUGGUCGACAUGCCCCAGUUUCCGGUGCCCGAGUUCGUGGGCCGCGCGCUCUACGGCAUCUUCACCAUCGUCAUGGUCGUCGUGCUGCUCAACAUGCUCAUCGCCAUGAUCACCGGCUCCUUCCAGAAGAUCGAGGACGCUGCUGACGUGGAGUGGAAGUUCGCUCGCUCCAAGCUCUACUUGUCCUACUUCCGAGAGGGCCUGACGCUACCCGUGCCCUUCAACAUCCUGCCGUCCCCCAAGGCCGUCUUCUACCUUCUCAGGCGGAUCUUCCGGUUCAUUUGCUGUUGCUGCUCCUGCUGCAAAGCCAAGAGGCCAGACCACCCCCCAGUCCCCAUCUUUGCCAAUCCCGGGGCGGGGCCAGGGUCCGGGGAGGGCGAGCCCGGAUCCUACCGCCUUCGCGUCCUCAAGGCCCUGGUACAGCGCUACAUCGAGACCGCCCGGCGCGAGUUCGAGGAGACCCGUCGCAAAGAUCUGGGCAACAGACUGACCGAGCUGACCAAGACGGUGUCUCGACUGCAAAGCGAGGUGGCGGGCGUGCACCAGGCACUGGUGGAAGGAGGGAUGCGCCGGCCACCCGAUGGUGCCAGCAUCCUCAGCCGCUACAUCACCAGAGUGCGCAACAGCUUCCAGAACCUGGGCCCCCCCAUCCCUGAGACCCCGGAGCUGACAGUGCCAGGGGUUGUAGGGACCCAGGUGACCUCAGAAAUGGGGCUUCCGGACGCUGGAGGGGCUAGGCGUCCAGCUUCUGGAGAGUCUGGCCCUGCCUCCCCAGCUCACGUGCUGGUGCACAGGGAGCAGGAAUCAGAGCAGGCUGGGGACCUGGCCAAGGCAGACGAGCUGGGAGUCAAGGAGGACGAGCUGGGAGCCAAGGAGGGGUCCUGAUGCAGGGAAAGGGUCCCUGCUGAGGAGAGCAGCCUGGGUGGUGAGUGGGUGGGGUCUCCUGGUAGGAGCCCAUAUGUUC